Closterium sp. NIES-67 is the source of this 1148-nucleotide messenger RNA. The record is from the annotation of a GenBank genome assembly. NCBI's taxonomy places the organism in Eukaryota, Viridiplantae, Streptophyta, Zygnematophyceae, Desmidiales, Closteriaceae.
GACAACCAUUCUCACCUUUUCGUAUCCAGAUUUUGCCACGUCAGCCUGGUCCAGUGAGGUCAGCUCGCCUCUCUGUUUUCCCUAAAUAGAAGCCUCCGUCCGCACCGCUGCAUUUUAAUCUCCAUAUUAGUUCACUUUCCCCUUUAUUGUGGAUUGUCCUGCGCGUACGAAGCGCUAAGCGCUUUCGUCAUAGUGCGGAGAUGGCAACUGCAACCCGCAUCCUUUCGCUUACAUCACAUCAAGCGAUGAGCCCCUCUUCCUUGCAGCUUCCACUCCUGCCGUCCCCCUCAUUGUCAAGUCGUUUACCGUCUACUACCCUCACUGCGCCGAUUCGACGAGGGCUUUCGUGCAGAGCGCUGGCCGUCCGAUCGUUGAUCCAACGGCAUCGCGACUCCGCGAGCCAAGCCGACGAAUCCGCUGUCUGUCGCAUAACCGCCAGUAACCAGCAAGCACUAUCCGACUCCCCUUCUGUCCUAGCGACCUCCGUGACUGGCGCCGCGACUGCCGCCGCUUGUUCCGCUUCGUUUUUCCUCGCGCCGGCGGCGUCUGCCGUGUCCCUUGAUAGCCUCGCGUCACUCGCGCAAAACGCGGCGGUAAUUGCGGAGAUCUCGCCGGAUGCGGCGUCGGCAGUGGGUGCCGUGCUGGGCCCGCUUUUCGCGGGGCUUAACUUCCUCUUCAUUCUCCGCAUCGUCAUGUCGUGGUACCCGCAGCUGCCAGUGUCCGAGUUCCCUUUCAUCAUCGCCUAUGCGCCCACGGAGCCCAUUCUCCGCAUCACCCGAACCAUCAUCCAGCCCAUCGGUGGGGUGGACAUCGCCCCCAUUGUGUGGCUCGCCCUCAUCAGCUUCCUCAACGAGAUUCUGCUGGGGCAGCAGGGGCUGCUCGUGCUGAUUGCCAACCAGCAAUCACUGCUGUAGAUUUUCUUUUCUUGUAGGCACCUUGGAGUUGCCUAUCAUUGUUGUUCACAUCGCCCGCAUCGUGUGGCUUGCUCUCAUCAGCUGCCUCAACGAGUGUCAGAACUCAGUCACUAACCACUAAGUUAAAAGGGCUUGUUAAUAGCAGGUCAUAUUAGCAUGAGAAUGAAUGACUAGAAUGAUGGAAACAUGUUGGUUUUGUCUAGGGGGUUGUACCCUCUAAGAGUACGCACCUAC